CCUCCUGCUACAAGAAUGAAGACGGCAUCAACAUCCUUCAAGAUAAACGACAGGAAACAGCUGAUCCAGCUCGGUCCUUCACUCACUCGUCUUCAUCAAAUCAAGAUGAGAACAUUAUUGUUGUUGUUUCUCUUCUGUCACGUUUCAUCACCAGUGCUACACUCCCUGAAGUAUUUCCAAACUACAUCAACUGGAAUCCCAAACUUCCCAAGAUUUGUGGGAACACUGGAGAUUGAUGAACUUCUGUGGGGGUACUGUGACAGCAAAGGAACACUGGAUGUAAAGGACAUUGCUAAAUCAUUCUUCAUAAAGUAUCCUGAGCGGUUGGAGUUUUACAGACAAAACUGUUUCCACUUUUUGCCAAAUGAAGCCUACAUAAACAUUUUGAUGAGUCUCUUCCACCAAACUGGAGGUGUCCAUGUUUUACAGAAGGUGGAGGGCUGUGAGUGGGAUGAUGAGACUGAUGAGGUCAAAGGUUUCACACAGUUUGGUUAUGAUGGAGAAGACUUUGAGGAAUUUGAUCUGAAUACAUUAACAUGGAUCCCUCUUAGACCUGAGGCUGUCCCAUUGCAUAACAGCCAUGAAGAUUUAGGAACUAAGACUGAUUUGACUCAGAUUUUUCCGGCGCGCCUGAAGCAGUAUGUGGAGUAUGGGAGGAGCUCUCUGCUGAGAACAGAGCUUCCCUCAGUGUCUCUCCUCCAGAAGACUCCCUCCUCUCCAGUCAGCUGCCUCGCUACAGGUUUCUACCCUCACAGAGCCUCACUCUUCUGGAGGAAAGAUGGAGAGGAGCUUCAUGAGGAGGUGGACCACGGAGAGAUCCUCCCCAACCACGAUGGAACCUUCCAGAUGAGUGUUGACCUGAAACUUUCAUCAGUCACACCUGAAGACUGGACCAGGUACGACUGUGUGUUUCAGCUCUAUGGUGUGAAGGAGGACAUCAUCACUAAACUGGAGAAAGAUCGGAUCAGGACAAAUGAAGGGAAGGUGAAGCCCAGUAACAUGACCGUCCUCGUCACUGCUGCAGUGGUUGUUCUUGCUCUCAUUCUCAUCAGUGCUGCUGGAUUCAUCGUUUACAAAAAGAAGAAAGCCAUCAGCCCUCCAUCUUCUCCUGACAACAGCACAGAGCUCUCUGAGCCGCUGAAACCAGAGACCUGAAUGACAAACACACUCAGUGAAUCUCCUGGUGACACUUUAUUUAGCUUUGAUGAACCAAAAGACAGUAAACCAGGAAAAAUGGCUUCUAGCCACAACAGUGAAGAAAUAUACAAAAAAAAAGGACUGGU
This is a messenger RNA of Acanthopagrus latus (yellowfin seabream), 1283 nucleotides long. Its product is annotated as class I histocompatibility antigen, F10 alpha chain-like. Lineage: Eukaryota; Metazoa; Chordata; Actinopteri; Spariformes; Sparidae. The coding region runs from base 16 to 1155 and encodes 379 amino acids. Gene Ontology annotation, cellular component: external side of plasma membrane. The transcript has 8 exons. Gene Ontology annotation, biological process: immune response. The record is from RefSeq and is a predicted model, not a curated record.